Messenger RNA from Schistocerca gregaria, 6407 nucleotides. RefSeq lists its product as uncharacterized. NCBI's taxonomy places the organism in Eukaryota, Metazoa, Arthropoda, Insecta, Orthoptera, Acrididae. The transcript has 8 exons. Gene Ontology annotation, cellular component: plasma membrane. Gene Ontology annotation, molecular function: protein binding. The coding region runs from base 428 to 3613 and encodes 1061 amino acids. The record is from RefSeq and is a predicted model, not a curated record.
GUGGCGGCGGGCCCGGGCGCGCAGCAGCAGCAGCAGCGGCAGCGGCAGCUCCGAGAGCGGCCGGCCUACACUCGCACAUCGACCGCCGCGCCGGCCGCGAUGCCGGCUGUCUGCCCACCAGGCGCGCCUCUGACGUCACCAAACACUGUGCGUGCGUCGGCGGUGCCGACUGCCGACGGCCGUGCGCCUCCACCUCGCCGCUGCCGCUCUCCUCGUUGAUGACACGACCGCGUUCCGCUGGCUCGGAGAACCGCACAAAAGCGGCAGUUGCCGUCCCCCUUCUCCUCAAACUGUCCGCCCACUCUCUGGGACUCGCAGUGAGAAGAUCGUCGACCGCCGUAUAACUGUCAACAGAUGAGGUUUCGACACCUACAAUGCAGAAUAUCGGUACCGCUGAAAGACUUGCGCUGAGGUCGCGGCCGCAGACAUGAGUGCCGGCGGGGACCGCGGCGUGGCAGCAGGAGGCCGCUGGCUGAUGACGCUGGCGUUGGUGUCUGCGGGCCUGGCGGCCGUGUCGCCCCCGCCGCCCCCUCCACCGCCGACCCCGCCGCGCUGCCGGCUGUCCGAGUUCCCGUGCGGCGGCGGCGGCGGCGGCGGCGGCGGCCCCUGCGUCGCCCUCGACAGGUUCUGCGACGGCGCGGCCGACUGCGGCGACAAGUCCGACGAGCCGCGCUACUGCUCCCCGUGCAACAGGACGUACUACGGCGACGUGGGCCGUACGUACGAAUUGGAGGUGCGACGACCGCGGGAAGACCGCCUGCCCUUUCUAUGCCACCUCAACUUCACGGCUGCUGGAGGUGACUAUGGGGACAUCGUGCAGCUGACGUUCGACACGUUCACGGUGGGCAAGUUCGUGUCGUUCACGAGCGACGGCUGCCCGGACGGCCACAUGAGCAUCCGGGAGGCGGGCCGGCCCUCCACGGGAGGGCAGUGGUGCGGCAGCGCCUGGGGCUACACCGUCUACUACAGCGAGACGCCCUCCAUCAACCUCACCCUGCUGCUCUACAAGCUGUCCGAGCAGGGAAUCGGCUACAACUUCAACUUUAAGUUGUCGUACAAGGUGCUGCGCGAGGAGGAAGCGCGGGUGCGUUACGGCAACCUGUCGGCAUCUUCCAACAGCAGCAGUGGCGGCGGCGCCAGUGGCAGCGGCAACGGCGUGCCGGCGUGGCGCGGCGACCUGGUGCCCGGCUCGUACUGCGACCGCGUGCUGGAGCGGUGCGACGCGCGCGCCUGCCGCGUGCAGUCACCCAACUACCCGGGCGUGUACCCGCGCAACGCCACCUGCUACUACCGCGUGGAGCAGCGGCCCGUGCCCAGCGGCCGGCACGCGCUCAUCGCCGUCAGCCAGCGCCACUCGCACAAGGUGCACAUCAAGGACCAGGUCGCCGAGUACGACCGCACGCAGCGCGUGCUCAGGGUGUGGGAGCAGUGUAACGUGGUGCAGGACUACCUGACGAUUUACGACGGCUCGUCGACGACGGACCCGGUGCUGGUGCGGCUGUGCGGCGGCGACGCGGUGCCCGACAUUGUCAGCAGCGGGCCCAACAUGCUUCUCGAGUUCCACACCUCGCCCUACGACAACCCCUUCCACCCCGUGCCGCUCAGCUACCUGCCUGGCUUCGAGCUGCAAGUCGAGGUGGUGUUUGUGGACGCCCGGUCCCACAGCUACGUGCGCGACCGCAGGCACUGCGAGUUCCUGCUGACGAGCUUCGACGCGCCGUGGGGCGAGGUGGAGAGCCCGCAGCACUCGCUGCCGCCCAACACGACGUGCCGCUACCACUUCCAGGGCCGGCGCCACGAGACGGUGUGGCUGUCGUUCCUCAAGUUCCACCGCGCCGACUGGGACACGGGGGCGGCGGUGGCGGGCUGCGUGAGCCUCUGGGACGGCCGGCUAGACCCGGUGACCAACAGCAGCGGCGGCGGCGGCGCGGGGGCGGUGCAGCUGCUGGGCGAGUUCUGCAAGGAGGAGGCGCCGCGCCUCUGCGACCACAGCCUGCUGAGCAACAGCACGCGCCACACCCGGCCGUGCGCGCUGCCCGAGAGCUACGUGUCGUCGGGCCCGGAGCUGACGCUCGACACGUUCCAGGCGAGCGCGCUCUUCCCGCUGUCGUUCGUGCUGCGCUACGAGUUCGUCGACACGUCGCUGGAGGGCGCGCCCGCCGCCGGCGCCGAGGCCGGCCCCUGCGACCGCGUCUUCCGCUCGUCGCCGCUGUCGCCGCGCGCCGGCCGCUUCCAGUCGCCGCGCAGCGUCUUCCUGUACGGCCGCGGCGGCGCGCACAACCUCAGCUGCGUGCUGCGCUUCGAGGCGGCGCCGGGCGAGCGCGUGCGCCUCACGCUGGCGCGCGCCAGGUUCGGCGGCCGGCCGUGCCAGACGCGCCGCGACGCCGACACCGACCGCUGGUCGUGCGCCGUCACGCCCAGACUGCCGCUCAAGAAAUUUGCCAGGAGGAAGCGCGUCGGCGUGGCGGAGCUCUCCCUGUCGGAGUACCCCUGGACAGGAGUAAAGAUACAGAGAGACUGCUUUUGUUCUCCAGUGCUCGAACCGGUCGUGAUCGACACACUGACCGCGUCCACCGUAGAGGUCAACUUCACCGUAACGUUCAUGAACAUCACCCAGGACUUCAAAGACUUCUUCUUCGACGGAGAGUACGAAUUCAUCUCCAGCUCCGACGCCGGCACACCUGCCUGCGGACAGUCCAAGGAAAACGUCGUACUUCGCGGCUCCAGUGGCGAAAUACUCUUGGGCGGCGCGGCUGUGAAGCCUUCCACCACUUCCGAACUGCCUAAGCUGAAGGUGGAGGAAGGUGUCCAGAGCGACUCGAACGACGUCCUGCCAUCGCGGUGCAUACACCUUCCAUGGCUCAUCCAACCGGAGGACGCGCUCAAUAACUACUUGUACGUAAAGAUCGCAGGCUGGGAGCUCACAGGUGACAGGCGCGACUGUCCGACGCCGAACCGUAUACUCGUGCACUCUGGAGACGGUCACCGGCCCUCGGUAGUGGUGUGUCCCGCCAGUGCUGGCGCUGCCGCAGACAACGAGGUGUCCGGAGGGGGCGUUGUGGACGUGUUUUCGGACGGCUGGGACCACCGCAGUCCAGUGCAGCCGGCAGAUAUCCUUCCUGCGCUGCGGUCGCCACACGCGCGCAGCCUGGUGGUCGAGUUCCUGGAGAGGCGGCCCGGCACCAGCUAUGCCGUCACGUGGAUGGAGGUGUCACGGCGACCUCUGCUCUCGGCGUCCAGCUAUCUGCUCACUGCCUCCUCUGCAGCGCCUUCGGAAUGCUUAUAUCGGUGUCCGGAGCUGAACGCGUGCAUCAGCGCGGCGCUGUGGUGCGACGGCGCGCGCCACUGCCCGUCCGGCUUCGACGAGGACGACGCCAACUGCGCGUACCAGGCGGCGGUGCCGGUGCUGUACGCGGCCAUCGGCGGCGCGGCGCUGGCGGCGCUCGUGCUGCUCGUCACGGCGACGCUGCUGGUGCGCGUGUGGAGGCGGCGCCGCGCGCGCUCCCACAAGCCGCCCCCGCAGCUCGUCUCCGCCGCCGGCCGCCGCCCCAACGGCAGGCACUUCCACACCGACCCGCUCUUCCUCGACGCCAAGGACGCCGGCCUCUGCUGAGCUAUCGCCGUCUCCCGACCCGCGACGUAACACCGAGUGCGAAACUUCGUGUAAAGGAGGAACCUGUUGAAAUACGAUACCUUACCCAAACGCUGAUAACGUACACUGGUCUUAACGCGAAGACCGUCAAAGCUGGUGAUCUAGUGUGUUGGUGUCACGAAUAAUGCCACGCUCCUUGCAGGCCAAGUGUUCUGUGUGUGUGAGGUUGUAAACGAAUUUAUUUUCGUCAGGGCUGCAGACAAUCUUUACUCGGAUGACACUUUUCUCGAUGUGGCACUGGCUUACUCAGAAGACGAUUGUUGAAACUGGAAACAACCACGGAAUGUUUAUGUAACGUAGGGUGACUUUUCGAAGUGUAUGGAAAAUCAAAUGAAGUACCAAAAAACCGAAGAGAUACGUACCUUUAUUCCACGAAAAACAAUAUUUUCACAGCUCUUUUCACUAUUGUGUUGCUCACAAUCAACACGUUGCAGAGACGUAAAAACGAGUAAUUCAUAUGUAAACUCUAUUAAGAAAUACGAUGGAUUUUCCGAAAGUAAAUUCCAGUCAGUCGCGAAAUGAAAACCACAGUGAAAUCAAAAUUUCUUUCAUUCUCAACAGUUAGCCACACUUUCCAGCUACCUUACUCAAUUUUUGCCGCUCCGACUUACUCAUUUGUCGUGGCAUUAUACAAACUUCCCAGUACCGUGGUCACAGAAAGAAAUCGCCUUUGUCGUGGACCUAUACUUUCCAGUACCCUCGUCACAGAAACGAGCCGCCUAUGUUUUCGGUCAAUUUUCUACGCUGAUCUGCCUUUCGUUGUUGUGCCAAAAUGUUGUCUUCCUACCUAGCGGUUCAUGUGAUCAUGUGAGCAGAGAUGAACAACUGAGAGAGCCAAUUAAAGGCUGUAUUGGAGAUGAGCAAACACUUCCCAUAGAAAAUGCUGCAGGAACAUCUUCAUUGUCCCUGCAGAAUGCGACAGAAAAUUGUCUUGAAGAAAGAAACGCACGAUAUUUAUUUUAUGUGUGCUCCACAUCUUCAGGAAAAAUCUCUGACCAGAUCAACAUACUUGGCGGGAGGCACUGUUGUUUUACACUUUUAUAGGAGGGUACUUUGCCCUCUGAACUGAAAAGAGCGUCGUGAAGCGAUCGACAGGCACACUUAACACACUGCUCAACACAUCUGUGCAAAUCUCCUUCGGACUUUCACAGUGGUUUCCAUUUCGCGCCUAACUGAACCUUACUUUUCGAAUACGCCUCGUAUUUUUAUUUUCAUCCACUACCCAUCACAGUUGCGAUAAUUAUUUCUUUGUGGCUACUAGUGUCCAACCACCAUAGCAUACAAAACAUUUUGUUGUGUUAACAAAGGUAAAAAUUGCAAUAUACUUCCACAACUGUACAUACAUUGGCAGCAAUUUUCAGUAUUGAACCCAGCGAUACAUUGUCCUAAAUUUGGGGUCACUAUAAUUUCUCUCCAUUGGCUGGCUGACCAAGGUGGCGAACGUUGCCAAGCAAAGGUUUUAUACGUAUCCGCUUCGUGGUCAACACAAACCGGGAACUCUCAUAUAAGUUAUUUGUUCCUCCAAAUGGCUGCCUUAUGUGGCACAGGCUGGUUCGAGAUGUCUUUCUCGGAAAUAAAAAUUAUAUUAAUUGCUUAGUAAGCGGUUAACGAAAUCAAAAAAUUAACAAUAACAUUCGUCAUUUCACUGUCUGUCAUUUCUGCAGGUGAGAUUUCCCCUACACAUUGUAAAGUCACCCUGUAAAGAAGAACUUCUUCUACUACCGAAACUUCCAAUACGUACAGCAGCUUGGUUGGCACGACUGCACUCGGCGUGAAGGCAUAGAAAAGCACUGUCGCUACUGAAAGUUGAGAGAACCUCUGUCCACAAAAUCAGUCAUGGCGCUGAUAUUUAAGCUGUAAAACUGGGCCAAUUUCUUAGAGUCAGUGUGAAGCAUAAAGGAAGAUGGUCAAUGUAUUUUUUGUCUCAGUUCGUUCUCUCUGAAAAGAUGAUACAAGAAACAAUAUUAACAGGCAAGAUAUGUUUCGACAGUGAAACCUCAUCUACCGGAGACCUAUAAUGUUGUUUCAGAGAUUCUCUAACUAUGGUGACAUUAAUGCGAGCCCGAACUCCUUUUAAAUAUAGUAAUAUCGUAAAAUAAAAACAUCAAAACAGGAAUGGGUGUCACUAAGAUUAUAAUAUUGUCCAGCCCACAAUUUGAGUACUUUUCUGAAAGCAACUACACGCUGACAUUCCCUGAUUGUCACAAGUUCGUGAACUAUCCGUUCUCCUCUACAACUGAUUAUCACAGCUAUUUGCAAGUUCACAUAGUGUCUCUUACACAUAGAGACUGAACCAUCAGCCAGUAUAUAAACAGCUUUAAACAGUCGCUGUGCUUCCUUUGUGUGCGUCCCGCCUUUCCAUUGAAACUGUUACGAAACGAGUCUGGAUACGAAGUGUUUGGUGAUUAGCAAGCACCGACUGAUAUGUGAUAGACCAACAAAUCAGGUUCUGCAUCGAUUGUAAACAUGGCUUCUGCAGCCAUACAAAACCACUGUGAUGAUUCUAGUCUGUUCUGUGACGUCUGAACGCUUCGUUGUCGGUAUACGUGUAUGGCUAAUCGAUAUUGUUACGCUGUGGAGAAACGAUUGACAGCAUUCCCAACAGCUAAGAAUACAACGACUUUGCCUUCUUCUUUCUGUGUAGACUGAUGAUCUGUGCCAAUCCUGAAUAGAUAAAAACUGUUUCAAUAAUUUACUAUUGUUUAAUGUGUAAUUGAAGUUUAUAAAAAGAAAGAAUAAAUAGCUUGAAAAAUGU